CAUCCUUCUCUCCCUUUCUCUCGCACGAGCUGGAACGAAGUUAGGCAUCUUAGGCUGUUAGUACGCAAUGCCUGUCGCUACUCUGUAUAACGUUUAACACGCAUGCCAAUCAAACAAAAUCAGCGAUCUGGCAGAACCUUAUUCUCUCUUCAAGUGACUCUUUUCAGGACCGACUACCCUUAUUUAAUUCACAUUGGCAUACUUGUGAUUGAACUGAGCCUGUGACUUGACCGCUCUUUUCUCUUGAUCAUGUCUGUCCCUCAAGAAAAAGGUGCAGAUCUUAAUUCAGAGCACAGCAAUCCUUCAGCAGCGUCCAUAGACAAUCCGAUCGAGAAUACACCCAUAUCAAACAGAGGGGCCGCAUCGGACAAGGAUGUCACUCAACAAGAUCCAGAAUCUGGAAACAAUACUGGCCAUCCGGCUGCAGUUACAAGUGUUCCUCGUUUGAAGCGUCGUGGUCUUUUUUCCCAGAUUACAAUCAUCCCGGAGGUAGACAAUCCAAGAGCAUAUUCACGAUUAACUAAAUGGAUCAUUACGUGCAUCGUCUCAUUCUCGACAUUGAUUGCCCCCCUUGGCACCUCUAUUUUCUACCCUGCACUGCACCAAGUUGAAAGCGACCUUCAUACUUCCUCCACAGUCACGAAUCUUUCCCUUGCAUUCUAUUUACUCGCCAUGGCUAUCUUCCCUUUUUGGUGGAUGAACUGGGCGGUAGCCUUUGGCCGGCGAAAUAUAUACUUGGUAUCCUUUUCGUUGGGAGUUGUCUUCGCCGUUCUCGCAGCCAUCUCCAAAUCUAUCGGAAUGCUGAUCGCCAUGCGUUUGAUGAGUGGCGGAUGUUCAGCUUCUGUCCAAGCAGUCGGUGUGGCCACCAUUACAGAUCUGUGGGAGCCACGCGAGCGCGGUCGUGCUAUGGGGAUUUUCUUCCUCGGUCCCCAAUUAGGCCCAUUCCUAGCCCCGAUUAUUGGGGGUGCACUUGCCAAUCGAUGGGGCUGGAGAAGCACAAUGUGGUUCAUUGUGAUUAUCGCAGCCGCCAUGUUGACGAUCCAGUUACUUUGUCUUCCUGAAACAUCCCGCCGUGACGAGAAGACUUGGUGGCAGACGACACAGGAGCGACUGAGCCACCAUAGUGCAGUUUCUAAAACCUUUAUUAUCCCAAGAAUGCUCAUCGUGGAUCCAUUCAAGGCCCUUUAUAUUUUGCGAUACCCGGUGUUUUUCUUUCCCAUGGCGUAUAUUGGGAUAGUCACGGUUUACUUUUACGUCCUCAACAUCAGUAUGGAGCAGACAUUUGCUGCACCCCCAUACAAUUUCAGCACGCUCGUUAUAGGUUUAUGCUAUAUCCCAUCUUCCCUGGGUUAUAUUGUUGGGAGUGUAAUUGGAGGCAGAUGGAUGGACUACGUGAUGAUGCGUUCAGCCAAGAAAAGUAAUCAAUUUGAUGUGAAUGGGAAGCCCCAACUUAAUCCAGAGGAUCGAAUGCAGGAGAACGCAUGGCUAGCGGGACUUAUCCCUGUGGCCUCGCUGAUUUGGUAUGGAUGGACAAUACAGUACAAGGUCUUUUGGCUUGCACCUUUGAUUGCCAACUUUUUCACUGGCUUCGGUUUAGUAGUAAUAAUCAGCCUCAACAUUACUAUGCUCACAGAAUUUCUACCGGGAGAUGCUCGACCUCUUUCUUGCUCUGUCCUUGCAAGAAACGGAGUAGGAUGCGUUGGCACUGUAAUUGGUGCCCCAAUGCUCGACAGCCGUCUACAGAACGGAUGGACCUUCACUAUAUGGGCUUUUGUCGCUCUAGCAUGUCUUCCUAUCAUUAUCAUCAUGAGGGUUUUCGGGCCUAGAUGGAGGGAAGCUUUGCCAAACAGGAAACCGAAUACAUAAAUGUGGACCAAAACAGUACUCUAAUAAUUACAAACAUCCAUCACUGUUACCUGCGCCAUUUAUCAACUAAGAAAAAGCCGGUUGUGCAGUGCGAUUUGGAUUCUAUAACCCCUAGAUAAAUCUUUUAGCAGCAAAAGAUAUGUGAUCAUGCAAAGAUGUAAUAUUUAAUGAUAGAAUAGUUGUGAUUAAUUAGUGCC
Messenger RNA from Talaromyces proteolyticus, 2063 nucleotides. Its product is annotated as major facilitator superfamily domain-containing protein. The transcript has 3 exons. NCBI's taxonomy places the organism in Eukaryota, Fungi, Ascomycota, Eurotiomycetes, Eurotiales, Trichocomaceae. Gene Ontology annotation, molecular function: polyamine transmembrane transporter activity. The coding region runs from base 250 to 1866 and encodes 538 amino acids. Gene Ontology annotation, biological process: intracellular polyamine homeostasis; transmembrane transport. The record is from RefSeq and is a predicted model, not a curated record.